Molecule: messenger RNA, 417 nt
Organism: Vigna unguiculata (cowpea)
Lineage: Eukaryota; Viridiplantae; Streptophyta; Magnoliopsida; Fabales; Fabaceae
Source: RefSeq, a predicted model, not a curated record
AUGUCACCUUACGAAGCUCUCUAUGGCAGGAGGUGCAAGACUCCCUUGUGCUGGUACCAAGAUGGGGAGUCAGUGGUAGUGGGACCAGAGUUACUGAGGGUGAUUCGCUCUAGGAAGUUAUCUCCUAAGUUCAUUGGUCCCUAUCAAAUCCUGAGAAGGAUUGGACUAAUGGCUUAUGAAGUCACUUUACCUCCUCAAUUGGCCAACCUUCACCGAGUGUUUCACGUCUCGCAGCUUAGAAAGUAUGUGCUUGACCCCUCCCAUGUACUUGAGGCAGAAGAAUUGCAAAUUAGAGGGUAUCUGUCAGUAGAAGCUCAGCCAGUUGGUCUUGGUGAUAUCCAGAUAAGACAACUCAAAGGGAAGUCCAUCAACCUAGUUCAGGUCAUAUGGGAUAAGAGAACAGACGAUUCCACUUGA